AAUCAAUGUGCCUUGCCUUUCUCGUCUCAGUUCAAUGGGGACUUCUCGGGCUAGCGCUGGAGUUAUCAUAGAAAUUUUCCCUUGAUCAGACCUCACAUCCCAGAAACACGUAUAUACUUUCCAACAAGGACCGGAAAAGCGAGACCCAGACCAAGACUGGACCAUAGAUAGGGAUCCAUAGAGAGCAAAGCUAUAGAAGGACUGUGUUACCCAAGGAAUCCCAAGGAAUCCCAAGGAAUCCGAGAAUGCGCAAGAUGCAGAUACUCGUCGUCACUCGCGACGGCAGGAAGAACAUCUAUGAGGUGGACCGGUUCGGGACGGUCGGCAAUCUGAAGGCUAGGAUCGGAUGCAACCUGUCCGUCCCGAUGGGCUUCAGCCGGCUGGCGUACAAGGGCCGCAUCCUGCCCAACCAGAGCGUCCUCGAGGACGUCGGCGUGAAGCGGAUGUCGACCCUGGAGCUGUUCUGGCAGCCGCUGGUCUUCACCCCGAAGCAGUUUCGCGAGAAGGAGGGCGACCUGGACAAACUGGAGCAGAAGCAGCGCGGUGCUGGCGGCAGCAUGACCGAGAGCUACGACCAGAUGGUCAAGACUGGGGGCAUUGUGAAGGCCUCUGGCAGUUUCCUGGGCGGCCAGUCGCUGGGCGGCGAUGUCCCGAAUCCCUCGUGCAGCGGCUCGGCCAAGUUCUCACUGCCACUGGCCACUCGGUCCAGCAGCAAGCUGCAGGAGAUUGAGGAGGAGGAACUGGAGGAGCUAACCUCCCUGUCCUCCGAUGAACUGGAAUUCCUGGCCGCCUAUCGCCGUCCCAAGGCCCAGGAGGAGGAGAAGAAGACACUGGACGAACUGGAGGAUGGUGCUGGGAAGGAGCUGCCCUCCGAGGAUGUCUUGGACUUGGAGCCGAAAUCCUCGGCGGCUCCUUUGUUAGAGGCUGAGGGCGGGGAGGUGGCCAAGCCAUCGGAGGCACCGGACGAGAAGCCAUCGGUGGAGGCCAUCGAACCGCCCAUUCCGCCCAGCCUCAAGAAGAAGAACAAGAAGAAUCGGAAGAAGAAGUAGAGUGGAGGUCUCGUCCUUGCGUUAUCCUUUGCCAAGUUUCCAACCAUUUGCUGUUAACACCACCUCCACCCGCCCCCCCCCAAUCAUUGCCUGGCAGCCUUGCAUCUCCGCAUCCCCGCCAAGGCGGUGGUUCUUUCCAAUCGUUACAUUCCAAUCGAAUAAAGAUCGAAGAAUUCUUCGUCAAAUCUUCCUGCCCUUCUUCCCCCCCCCGGAAGAGAGCCCCGGAAGAGAGCGAGCCAUGAAAA
Messenger RNA from Drosophila ananassae, 1294 nucleotides. RefSeq lists its product as uncharacterized. Bases 246 to 1049 code for a protein of 267 amino acids. The transcript has a single exon. NCBI's taxonomy places the organism in Eukaryota, Metazoa, Arthropoda, Insecta, Diptera, Drosophilidae. The record is from RefSeq and is a predicted model, not a curated record. Gene Ontology annotation, molecular function: protein binding.